Molecule: messenger RNA, 729 nt
Organism: Rattus rattus (black rat)
Lineage: Eukaryota; Metazoa; Chordata; Mammalia; Rodentia; Muridae
Gene: Timm10b
Product: translocase of inner mitochondrial membrane 10B
Exons: 4
Coding region: 81-383 (100 amino acids)
Cellular component (GO): mitochondrial intermembrane space chaperone complex
Source: RefSeq, a predicted model, not a curated record
ACCGAGGGUUUACUUCCGGGGCGACUCCGAGAGCCACCCCCUCCGGACGGAAGUGGCGUACGCCAUGCGCCCUGGGCGUGAUGGAGCACCAGCAGCAGCAACUGAGAAACUUGCGAGACUUUCUGUUGGUCUACAAUCGGAUGACAGAACUGUGCUUCCAGCGCUGUGUGCCCAGCCUGCACCACCGAGCUCUGGACGCUGAGGAGGAGGCCUGCCUGCACAGCUGUGCUGGGAAGCUCAUCCAUUCUAACCACCGCCUCAUGGCCGCUUACGUGCACCUCAUGCCCGCCCUGGUCCAGCGCCGCAUGGCGGACUACGAGGCUGCCUCUGCCGUGCCAGGUGAUCCUGCAGAACAGCCCAGAGACUCGCCAUCAGGCAGCUAGCUAGCUGUCCCUGACCGCAGGAGAGAAGGUAGUUUUGCUGUGGGCACAUUGGUCUUCAAUACGAUCCUCCUGUCUCAGCCUCCCAGGUACUGGAAUUACAGACAUGGGCUACAACUGGUUGCUAGAUAAUUCUUUAGGAAUAUAAAAAUUGCUGACCAGAAGCUUCCCUACAGAGUGACCUGUGUACAUGAUUAAUUUCACUCCUUGACAAGUACAAACGUGAGUAGAGCAGCUUGUGAACUUAAUUCCCCAAACCAGGAAGGUGGAGACCCAGGAUACUGUGUGGCUGCUGAGAGAGCUCUAUAUCGGCAUCUGUAUGUAUCCCUUCAAUAAACAUGUGCUGUGA